UAUAUCUGUAGGUUGAUAACUGUCGAAGCCACUGUCAAAGUCAGCUGUCAAACGUGCGAGAUGUCAAAGAGAUCGAUCAACGACCCGACGACGGAUGUCAGCUGAGAGAUGGACCACGUGAAGUGAAAUUUUUCUUCUAUCUUGUGUCAUAAACGUUAUUAACGACUCUGUUAACUCCAGUGUUUAUCUUCGGCCAAACUGCUUCUUAAAUAUAGGGCGUAUAGGCGUGUAAUAAUCUAUGAAUUUAGGCGUAUUCAACAGAGUUAAUCUCAAGGAUUCCCAAGGAGGGAUGUAUUCAGAAUGGGCCUCAUUGAGCACUCUGAUCCAACAAGGCUCGGAGGAAAGCCAGAGCGUACUGGAAAAAUUUCCCCCUGGUGCAGGCAAAGAGGUCGCACUAUCCAUAGUUCGCCAACUCGCUGCAAACCUGGGCAUCACCCAGGCAGGAGAGCCUAGUCCCCUCUCCACCGACAGGGAGGUGCAAUGGUGCAUGGAGGUGAUAUGUUUUGGUUUGUCGUUGCCGCUGGCCGAGCACGACACCGUCAGAGAUUGCGUGAACAUAUACUGCGAGUGGCUGUCUGCUCUAUACUCAACACCAAAGAUCUCUGUGCCCAGACCAAUUGUGGAUGACCCAAACUUCUAUGCCAGAAAGAUCAUAAGUCAUUUUCACAAUUUAUUUGUUCCAAGGAAAGGGGAAGUCUGGCCUUUUCUGUAUCAGGAUCUAGGUACAGACACUAUAAAUCGGCAAGCUGUCCUGUGUCAUCGAGUACUUAGAACUUUGCAGCAAAUUGCGAGAGGUCCUGCAACUCUGGAGAGAGAAACAUGGGAGAGCUUACUAUUAUUUCUCAUCGGUAUUAACGACGCACUAUUAGCACCACCAGCAACUAGAGAAGAUGCAGGAGAACAAUUGUGUGAGAGAGUGCUCGGUGUAUUGCUAGAGGUCUGGUUGGUCUCCUGUGAACGUAGCUUUCCUUCACCUCCGUUAUGGCGAACAUUACGAGAAUCUUGCCUGCGAUGGCGUCACAGAUUGGCUUUAGUAGAGCAGUGGAACCGCGUGUGUCUCGCUCUUACAGCGAGGCUGCUGCAUAUUAUGUACGGGCCAAUGUUUCCCGAAUUGAAAAUAAGUGACGAAGACACGCAGCUAGUACCACCCACUAUGUCAGAUGAAGCAGUGGCACAGGCAUGGUACAGAUUAUUGCGUACUAUCGGUGAUCCCGUAGACUUGUGUAGACCCGCUGUUGUCUCGCAGACGCAAGCGUUUCUGCAAUACGCUAUUGCCAGUCCUAAUGUUAUAGAUCCAUGCCAGCACCCAUGUUUGCAAAGCUUGCCGCAAAUAUUUCUGAAAGCGAUAAAAGGCAUAGCGGGUCAGGUCGAUGCUUUCCUUGGAGUUUCACAGGCAUGCUGUUGGGAGGAAUGUUGUGUAUCCAACGUUACAGGAAAUAGUGGCAUCAGCAGCGGGGGUGUUGGAUGGGACAGGUCGAGCGGCAGGGAUCAGCCUCAGCCUUCCCCCACACCCCCAACUCAACGCAGACUUGCCAAAAGUUUCAGUGUCACUCCUUCUGCAGUUACUAAGGGAAUUCCAAAAGCAUCAUUAAUUGGAUUGACGACAAGUCGUGUGUCUAGUACACCACCGAUGUUAAUAUCCAAUUCCGGACCAUCGUCUGCUUCAAGUACAGCAUCCAUGACUUCGUUAGGCCAGGAUAUUAGACCUCCUUUAGCUCCAGGACGACCCAAAUGUAACAGUAUACUGCAUCUCUUCGGGGAAUGGUUGUUCGAGGCUGCGUUUAUCGGUACCGAGGGUUGGUCGCAGAAUUUACCACAACCGUCGGGUGCUUCCAAACGUCCGUCUUCGGUACUCGUAGAUGGGCCGAGCUCAUUGCAGGAAACCGUGAGCGAUGUACCGUCGACGCUCUGUAUAGAUCGCUAUGAGUCCGGUAGAGCGGAGGCAUUGGGGGCCCUGUGCCGUAUUUUUUGCGCCAAGAAAACAGGCGAAGAGAUCUUACCCGUGUACCUAGCUAGAUUUUAUCAGGCGAUGUAUCACGGCCUCAAAGUCGACGAGUCUCGCGAAUGUGGUGAAACAUUGGCGAGUAUUCUGUUGAAUUCAGCUGAUCUGUUCCGCCUCGAUUUGAACGGUAUUCAAGUCUUAGUGCCAGCCGUUUUAUCCGCUCUGGAGGUGGUUCUACCGGAGAAAGAUUUAAAGCUGAAAUCUAAUAUAGUAUCAAAGCCGGACUUGAGAAGGGCCUCGAUACAUUUGCUAAUAUCGAUGUUAACACUGCCUCUGCAUUUUCAGAAUCUCGCUAUUAAGGAGCUUCCAGUAUUCCCAGGCACAAAUUUCUCCGAGAAAAGUCCCGUAACAUUUGUACAGUUAAAAUCAAGACUCAUGAAUUUACUCAUAAACGCUUUACAAGUGGAGACUGAUCCUCAAAAUACACACAUGCUGUUGGGAGCUUUGUUGCUGAGUGUACAAGAUUCUGCAGCAGCUGAAGAAGUAGAGCAAGUCACACAACCUGACACCGUAGCUAGUGAUUCGACAACCAAUUUGUUAUCUUCAGUCACCAGCGAUUCGGCCAGUCAAAUAAGUAUAUCCAGUGAUCAGCGAUCAAUUGGUGAUGCCUCUGACAUUGCAACUCUUCAAGAGGAAUGCAUUGCGUUCGAUUCGGCCCACGCUCUUUUUGUGCGAGCAACGUACUUGGUGUGUCAUCGUUUGAUUUCAUCGUGGAAGACCGACUUGAAUAUUUCUCUAGCAGCACUCGAGAUGCUGUCGGGAUUAGCACGUACACGCAUUCGCGAAACAGCAAGGAGACUCACAGAUGCUCUAGAAUGCAAGAGAGCAGUAAAAUGGUUGUGCGAUUAUAUUUCAUAUCAAUGUUGGCGACCACCCCCGGCGCACUCUAAGGACCUCCAUUCGUCUAUCGUUGCGGCAUUCAGUUGUCUGACAACUUGGCUGACCGCUCAUCCGCAAUUAUUACAGGACAAAGACUGCUUGACCACAGUAUUGGAAGUCGUUGAGCUUGGCGGUCAAAGAGACGCCGCUGAUGCUCUUCUUACUAUUCUGUUGGAACAGGUUGGCUAUUUUCCAAGCGCCUGCGGAGCACAAUCGCUCUCGUCAUUGUUGGAUGAGGUAUCUCUGCUUCGGCAUUGCAAUAGCUGGAUUGGCGGACGUGUAGCACGACAAGCGGCCGUCGAGAGAUUUCGUUACUUUGUAUCCGAAAACGCGAUUGUGUUAGCGCUGUUAGAGGAACCAUUGGGAAACGAUCAGGAUCCUCAGCCGACCGUGACAGUUUUAAUCCGCGGGCCAUUCGGUAGACACGCGUGGACGAUGCAGCUCCGUCAUUUACCGCGUCAUCGAUCCAGCAUCAGAAGUAUAAACAGCAAUCCCGGACGACCCCUGCCGUUGGCUGAAGCCGCACCGCGAACGGAUUAUAAACCAAGAUUCUUCCCAGAUAAUGUUGAUCGUAUUCCUCACUGUAAAGUGGAUGAAUCGAUACCAAGUCUCGAGGCAGUUAUGAGUGAUAAUGACGCGGUGAGAGACGAGCAUCAGAUCCUUGCGCAGCUCUUAGAACGUCAGAUAACGCUCGAGUCGAAGCAUGACAACGGUAACGUAAAAGCUGCAGAAGACAAAACCGAUGAAUGUGUACCACCUCAGGUUUGUCACGAAUUCCAAACGGCUCGUUUAUUCCUGAGCCAUUUUGGUUUCUUAAAUAUGGAGCCUAAGGAGAAUGACGAAUCCAGAAAUAGCGGGCUAAUCGCACUAGAUCCAACCAUCCCUGGAUUCUGUACGGAGUUGGAGACUCUAGACAAUAUUAGUCCGCGAACGUGCGACACUGUUCAUAUCUUUUAUAUAAAAGCAGGUCAAAAGUCUGCCUCUGAAAUAUUAUCAAACGUGCUGCAUGACGAGAAUGUGUCGCCAAAUUUCUUGGAAUUCUUAAACUCUCUCGGUUGGCCCGUUUGCGUAUCCGCUCACGCAGGUUGGACGGGUCAUGUAUCGACUUCAUGGAGAGUAACAGCGCAAGUGAACGUGCCACAGCCAGCUCACAGCAAUCACGGUGGAGCUCUUUACAACGGUGACACUCACGUGCUGUACUGGGCAGACGUGAGUUCGGAAAUUGCGUUUGUUGUGCCUACGCAAUCGUAUCUCAUGGCCAACUCGGAUUCGUUAGAGGAAAGUAGUUACAACAGCGAUAUUAGCACCAGUGGACAAGUGUGGUUUGAGCGGAGUAUCAGUGAAAGCACGGAUACUCGCAGCAGCGGAACAUCGCAAAACGCAACACAGAAUUCUAGAACGAUGUCGCUCGACCUGGAGAAACAGCCGUCGAGCUUACCGGGAGCAGGUCCGACGAAUUCUUCGAGUGCAGAUCCCAUCAGGCCCAGGAGAACAAUGAAGCAAGCCGUGCCAUCUCAAACUAAUACAAAGAUCAUGGUCGUGUGGUUGGAAAGUCUGGAGGAUCAUAUCCAGUUCCCGAUUGGCGAUCUGCUACCUUCCACUUACACCGGACUGGAACAAUCGAAGAUGCUGCAAGCAACCGAUGUGCACGUUAUCUUUCUUCAAGCUCUUGCUAACGGAUUGAUGCGAGUCAGAUUGCAGGGACCGGUUUCUAGAAUCAAUUUAGCAACGCCUUUAAUCGAUGGCAUGGUAGUGUCAAGAAGAGUCUUGGGGAAUCUGGUUAGACAAACGGCUCUUAAUAUGGGACGUAGAAAAAGGCUUGAUAACGAUAGUUAUCAUCCACCACAUGUACGAAGACGUCUAAAAAUUCAAGAGAUGGUACAAAAAUAUAAGAGAAAUUUAACUGAUCCAGAGUUAUUAACACUUUUAUUCAGUAGCACACAAACUUAUCAAGUCAAAUAGAAAAUUUUCAAGAAUGUUUAUCAACUUAAGUUCGGUAGCCUAAUUUCUUUGUUGCUAUAACAAAGAGA
This is a messenger RNA of Mycetomoellerius zeteki, 4911 nucleotides long. Its product is annotated as ral GTPase-activating protein subunit beta. The record is from RefSeq and is a predicted model, not a curated record. NCBI's taxonomy places the organism in Eukaryota, Metazoa, Arthropoda, Insecta, Hymenoptera, Formicidae. Gene Ontology annotation, molecular function: GTPase activator activity. Gene Ontology annotation, biological process: activation of GTPase activity; regulation of small GTPase mediated signal transduction.